Indicator indicator is the source of this 1369-nucleotide messenger RNA. It is a transcript of the gene LHX4, whose product is annotated as LIM homeobox 4. Gene Ontology annotation, cellular component: nucleus. The transcript is spliced from 6 exons. Gene Ontology annotation, biological process: regulation of transcription by RNA polymerase II; neuron differentiation. Gene Ontology annotation, molecular function: DNA-binding transcription factor activity, RNA polymerase II-specific; RNA polymerase II transcription regulatory region sequence-specific DNA binding. The record is from RefSeq and is a predicted model, not a curated record. Bases 5 to 1369 code for a protein of 454 amino acids. Lineage: Eukaryota; Metazoa; Chordata; Aves; Piciformes; Indicatoridae.
AUGAAUGGGAGGCGGGCGGCGCUGGCGGGUACAGCUGCGGCGGCGCGCCCGGGCCGGCACCGGCACCGGCACCGCCCGCGGGACCCGGCGCUGCCUCCCGCCGCGGGGCUCCGCCGGCCCGGGCUGCAAUCUAUACCCUACCCCCUCUUCUGUCCCCUCCGCCGCUCCCCCACCCCGCCCCGGGGCCAAUAAAAUGAUGCAAAGCUCCGCGCUCGCUGCUGAAGGGGCUGUCAAGGGGCUUCCCGAGAUCCUCGGUGUGCCGGUGCAACAGAUUCCCCAGUGUGCUGGCUGCAACCAGCACAUCCUGGACAAGUUCAUCCUCAAGGUCCUGGACCGGCACUGGCACAGCUCCUGCCUCAAGUGUGCCGACUGCCAGAUGCAGCUGGCCGACCGCUGCUUCUCCCGGGCCGGCAGCGUCUACUGCAAGGAAGAUUUCUUCAAGCGUUUUGGGACCAAAUGCACAGCAUGCCAGCAGGGCAUCCCCCCCACCCAGGUGGUCCGCAAAGCCCAGGACUUCGUCUAUCACCUCCACUGCUUUGCCUGUAUCAUCUGCAGCCGGCAGCUGGCCACUGGUGAUGAGUUCUACCUGAUGGAGGACGGGCGGCUGGUCUGCAAGGAGGACUAUGAGACUGCCAAGCAGAAUGAUGACUCCGAGGCAGGUGCUAAGCGUCCCCGGACCACCAUCACAGCCAAGCAGCUGGAGACAUUGAAGAAUGCCUACAAAAACUCCCCCAAGCCUGCCCGACAUGUGCGGGAGCAGCUCUCCUCCGAGACGGGGCUCGACAUGAGGGUGGUGCAGGUGUGGUUCCAGAACCGCCGGGCCAAGGAGAAGCGUCUGAAGAAGGACGCAGGGCGGCACCGCUGGGGACAGUUCUACAAGAGUGUCAAGCGGAGCCGCGGGGGCGGCAAGCUGGAAAAGGAGAGCUCGGCUGAGGACUGCGGUGUCAGCGACAGUGAGCUCAGCUUCCGUGAAGACCAGCUCCUCUCCGAGCUCGGCCACACCAACAGGGUUUAUGGCACUGUGGGGGACGUGGCGGGCGGACAGUUGCUGAACGGCGGCUUCUCUAUGGAGGGGACAGGACAGUCAUACCAGGACUUGCGGGACGGCAGUCCCUACGGCCUCCCACAGUCGCCGUCCUCCAUCUCCUCCUUGCCGUCCCACCCGCCCUUGCUCAACGGGCUGGACUACGCCAUGGACGGCAGCCUGGGGCUGGUGGCCCACGGGGCGCAGGGGGUGAGUCAGACGCUGCGGGCCAUGGCUGGGGGGGGACCCACCUCCGACAUCUCCACAGGGAGCAGCGUCGGGUACCCAGACUUUCCCACCAGCCCAGCCUCCUGGCUGGACGACAUGGAUCACCCCCCUUUCUAA